Saprolegnia diclina VS20 is the source of this 735-nucleotide messenger RNA. RefSeq lists its product as hypothetical. NCBI's taxonomy places the organism in Eukaryota, Oomycota, Saprolegniomycetes, Saprolegniales, Saprolegniaceae. Gene Ontology annotation, biological process: methylation. Bases 1 to 735 code for a protein of 244 amino acids. The record is from RefSeq and is a predicted model, not a curated record. Gene Ontology annotation, molecular function: S-adenosylmethionine-dependent methyltransferase activity. The transcript is spliced from 2 exons.
AUGUCAGCUCGUCCGUGUGUCAUCUCCAAGGGCUUUUACGAGCGGGUGCUUCCGUCUGCGUCGGUGGAUCUCGUGCUCUCGUACGUCGCGUUGCACUGGCUGUCGAAGCUGCCCACGCCGCUGCCGGGCAGUCAAGUGACCCUUCUCCGCCGGCACGCCGCCACGGUACCUGAUGUGGCGUUGCAGUGGCAAGCGGCGGCGCACAGCGACUUGGUGCGGUUUCUGCAACUGCGCGUGAAUGAGCUCUGCGACAAUGGCGUGCUGUGCACGACGAUGGUUGCCGACCUCGACAACCCAAUGGCAGGGACUGUCAAUACAGCGUUUAACAAGUGCAUCGCCGACAUGGUGACUGCUGGCAUCGUGUCGACGGCGUCGAUGGAAGCGUCGGCCGUGCCAACGUAUUUUCGCGCGAUGGACGAUGUGCGAGCGGCCGCCGCGGCCGUGCCGGAGCUGCAGCUCCGUGCCCUCGAGACGGUGUCGAUCCCGAUGCCAUUUGGCAACGUCGCGGCCAUGGCUAAUUUCUUCUCGGUCGUCAUGAAGCCAGCCAUGAUUGCGCAUAUGACGGACGCCGAGCGCGCGGAUCCCGCGAUGCACGAGGCACUCGCCGAUGGCCUUUUGCGCCAUUUUGAUGUGGACGUCGAGGUCCACGGCGCCGUCGAGCCGCUCUACAAGCACGUUUCGAUGGACUACAUUUACGCCUCAUUCACCCGGCGUCCUCGUGUCUCGUCGGCGUAA